This is a messenger RNA of Manihot esculenta (cassava), 1547 nucleotides long. Its product is annotated as scopoletin glucosyltransferase. The transcript has a single exon. The record is from RefSeq and is a predicted model, not a curated record. NCBI's taxonomy places the organism in Eukaryota, Viridiplantae, Streptophyta, Magnoliopsida, Malpighiales, Euphorbiaceae. Gene Ontology annotation, molecular function: UDP-glycosyltransferase activity. The coding region runs from base 9 to 1475 and encodes 488 amino acids.
GACUAUCAAUGGUUAGUUCUUGUCAUCAGCUUCAUAUUUUUUUCUUUCCCUAUAUGGCUCAUGGCCAUAUGAUUCCAAUAGUCGAUUUGGCCAAGCUAUUUGCAUUGCGAGGCCUAAAGACUACCAUUAUCACCACUUGUCUCAAUGCACCUCUCAUCUCGAAAACUAUCCAAAGAACUAAGGAUUUGGGUAUCGACAUAGAUAUUCAAAUCCUUAAAUUCCCUUCUGUGGAGGCUGGAUUACCAGAAGGAUGUGAGAAUUUGGAUUCUAUUACUUCCUAUGAUGAUGGUAGUUUAGAAUUGAUUUUCAAGUUUCUUAAGGCCACAACAUUGCUCCAAGAACCUCUUGAAAAGCUCCUCCAAGAUUGCCAACCUGAUUGCCUUGUUGCAGAUUUGCAGUUUCCUUGGGCUACUGAUGCCGCUGACAAAUUUGGAAUUCCGAGGUUGGUGUUUAAAGGAACUUGUUUCUUUUCUUUAUGCACCUUAGAAUGUAUUAGGCUGUAUGAGCCGCACAAGAAAGUCACAUCGGAUUCAGAACCAUUUGUCCUUACUAAUCUUCCCGGCGAUAUAAAGAUGACAAGAAAACAACUUCCUGAUGAUUUGAUUCAAGACUUUGAAACUGACUAUAGCAAGCUAAUGAAAGAAAUUGCAGAAUCAGAGUUGAGGAGUUUUGGGAUCAUUGUCAAUAGUUUUUACGAAGUCGAGCCUGCUUAUGUUGAUUAUUAUAAGAAGGCCUUGGGCAAAAGGGCAUGGCCUAUUGGCCCAGUUUCGCUAUGCAACGGGGGAAUUGAUGACAAAGCACAAAGAGGAAAGGAAGCAUCUAUUAGUGAAAAUGAGUGUUUGAAAUGGCUUGAUUCUAAGAAACGUAAUUCUGUAAUCUAUAUAUGCUUUGGAAGUAUGGUAAAUUUCAGUGCAUCUCAGCUUAUGGAGAUUGCAAAGGCUCUUGAAGCUUCCGGGCAGGAAUUCAUUUGGGUAGUGAGGAGAGAGAAGAAAAAUAAAAAAGAUGAGGAAGACUGGUUGCCUAAAGGAUUUGAAGAAAGAAUAGAGAGAAAAGGGCUCAUCAUAAGAGGUUGGGCUCCACAAGUGUUGAUUCUUAAUCAUGAAGCUAUAGGAGGAUUUUUGACUCAUUGUGGAUGGAAUUCUGUACUUGAAGCUAUAACUGCAGGAAAGCCAAUGGUGACAUGGCCAGUGUUCGCUGAUCAUUUCUACAACGAGAAGUUGGUGAGUGAAGUUUUACAGAUUGGGGUUAGUGUUGGAGUCAAAGAAUGGGUUGCAGUGCAUGGAGAUUAUGUUACAACCGAAGCUAUAGAGAAGGCAAUCACUGAAUUGAUGGUAGGUAAAGAAGCAAAGGAAAUGAGGAGCAGAGCAAAGAAGCUUGGAGAAAUGGCAACACAAGCUGUUGAAGAAGGUGGAUCCAGUUACUCUAAUUUAAGUGCAUUGGUUGAAGAGGUAAGGUCUCAUAGGCAUCGGCCCUGAAAAGAGGGUGAAAGAGGAGAGAGAGGAAGAGGAAGAAAGAAAUGUCUUGUUUGGUUGGAAUUUUUUUAUCAG